AAAACACAGCACACUCUGGAAUACAUCUGCGAGACAGAAUUUCUCGAAUUGUGACCAAGCAGGAAACAGGUAAAUAUGAAGGCGAUCAGUCCAGUGCUGCCCAUGCGGAGGACACACGUCAGCUCUCACACGCAGGAUCUCGGGAUCUGGAGAAGUAAGAGCGCAUGGGACGAGCCACUAGGUGUGCUUUGUGACAUGAACGACUGCUACAGCCGCCUAAAAGAGCUGGUGCCCAGUCUGCCGCAGGACCGGAGCGUCACUAAGAUGGAGAUCCUGCAGCAUGUCAUCGAUUAUAUCCUGGACCUUCAGAUCGCCCUGGACUCCAGCUCGGAUAAUCCUCAACCUCAACCACAGCGACGUCCAGGAGUUUCCUCCAGUACUGAAGAGGAAAUCAGCUCCUUUCAGAUAAGCCACUUUGCAAAAGAAAUGAACACAGAUGACCAGAUAACGAUCUGAAGCGGUGUUUCUUUGGAGCAAAAACAGGACCCUCUUUUUUUUUGUUGUUAUCCUUCCGUGUGCUUUCGCCUGGACUUCAUCUUGACUGACACGGAUUUUCCUGGAACGGAGAUAAACCAUUCCGUAUCUCUGAUUUAUAUUUAUCUGCAGGCCAUACAUGACCUUUCUUCCAAAGGAAGACCUCGCUACAGGACCGAGAGAACUGUUGUUUUAAAAAAUAAUAGAAAGGAAAAUAAACAGAAAGGGGAAAACGCCUUUUGUGAAGGUGUCAAACUGCAGGCUCGGUGUGAACAGAGAGCUCAGAUGAUCAGUGCAGUGCUGAAGGACUAACAGAUCAUGUAUGGCUGUUACACUUACUCUAACACACAAAGUGUUACCUUCAUUUCAGUUUUAUACUGUUCUUUUUUCCCCUAAAGCCAUUCCAGAACCAGUAGAGGGUGCUGCAGAUGACCUACUGCUCUACUCUAUUCAGACACUUAGCCAUGGGCCUGCUUUAUUUUCAAAAUAAUAUUAUCCACCAUAUUGAUUUUUUUUAAUCAAGCUGAGACAUUUUGUGUUUUAUCAUGACAUUAAAAUAAUAUUCUAUUCAUGUAGCCUUUUAAUACCAUUACCGUUACUGUACAUUUAGUCAUUUACUCCCUUCUGGGUGAGGGUUAGUUCAAAUAAUCACACGUAAUAAGAACGUGUUGCCUGGUACAGGAAUAAAUAUUAGAACUUUCCCCAGCACUGAUGAUAAAUCACUACAUGGACAUGAGAUGUGUGUGUGUGUGUGAGUGUGUGUGUGAAUGUUAAAGCAGGGUGAACAGUAAGGUUCACAGUGUGCCAUUCCUGUAAAGCGCAUCAAUGUUUUUCUUUAAUUCUGCUGGAAUGUGAUGUUAGUAAUGCCAAAUGAUUUUCUAUAAAUAAUGUAAAUUGCACUUUUUUAUGAAAUAAAUUAUGAUGUAGACUACUAAA
This is a messenger RNA of Tachysurus vachellii, 1410 nucleotides long. RefSeq names its product inhibitor of DNA binding 2b (gene id2b). Lineage: Eukaryota; Metazoa; Chordata; Actinopteri; Siluriformes; Bagridae. Gene Ontology annotation, molecular function: protein dimerization activity; transcription regulator activity. The record is from RefSeq and is a predicted model, not a curated record. Gene Ontology annotation, biological process: cell differentiation; negative regulation of transcription by RNA polymerase II; circadian regulation of gene expression. Gene Ontology annotation, cellular component: cytoplasm; nucleus. The transcript is spliced from 3 exons. Bases 76 to 456 code for a protein of 126 amino acids.